Seriola dumerili (greater amberjack) is the source of this 792-nucleotide messenger RNA. Its product is annotated as GTPase IMAP family member 7-like. NCBI's taxonomy places the organism in Eukaryota, Metazoa, Chordata, Actinopteri, Carangiformes, Carangidae. Bases 1 to 792 code for a protein of 263 amino acids. The transcript has a single exon. Gene Ontology annotation, molecular function: GTP binding. The record is from RefSeq and is a predicted model, not a curated record.
AUGUUACUGUGUUUUAUCUCAACAGAAUCCCGGAAGCAGAAGAAGAAGAGCGAUGAACUCCGCAUCAUUUUGGUGGGGAAGACGGGAGCGGGGAAGAGCGCAGCAGGAAACACCAUCUUAGGAAGAGAAGUGUUUCAGUCUGAACUGUCCUCUUCUUCAUGGACAUUUGAAUGCAAGAGAGCUGAGGGCGAGGUCGGAGGUCGAAAGGUGGUUGUCAUCGACACCCCAGGGCUGUUUGAUACUAAUUUCACCCAAGAAGAAGUGUUGAAGAGGAUCAAGACAUGUGUCUCUCUGUCUGCUCCUGGUCCUCAUGUCUUCCUGGUGGUUCUGAGGCUGGGCAGGUUCACCCAGGAGGAGAGAGACACAAUCAAGAUGAUUCAAAGCACCUUUGGUGAGGAGGCAGUCAAAUACUCACUGGUACUGUUCACACACGGUGACAAACUGAAGAAACAAACUAUUGAAACCUUUGUCUCAAAGAGUGCAGAACUCAAAGAGCUCCUUGAGGUUUGCUAUGGGCGAUAUCAUGUCUUCAACAACCAGGUGAAAGACCAGGAGCAGACCGAUCAGCUCCUGGACAAGAUUAUCAGAAUGACUGGUGAGAAUGAAGGACGGCACUACACGGCAAAGAUGUUCAGAAAAGCAAAAAAGGCCUCAAAGAUGGAGAGGAGAAGACUUUCAAAGGAGCUGAAGAAAGCGGAGCAGCAGAGGAGGAACGCCCUGAGGGCUGAGGUGGACAGGGAAAUGAAUCUAACAGGAGAGUCAACGAAACACGGUAAAUGUCUCCUGCAGUAG